This is a messenger RNA of Helicoverpa armigera (cotton bollworm), 2409 nucleotides long. RefSeq names its product another transcription unit protein (gene Atu). Bases 138 to 2291 code for a protein of 717 amino acids. Gene Ontology annotation, biological process: transcription elongation by RNA polymerase II; positive regulation of transcription elongation by RNA polymerase II. Gene Ontology annotation, molecular function: RNA polymerase II C-terminal domain phosphoserine binding. NCBI's taxonomy places the organism in Eukaryota, Metazoa, Arthropoda, Insecta, Lepidoptera, Noctuidae. The transcript is spliced from 11 exons. Gene Ontology annotation, cellular component: nucleus; Cdc73/Paf1 complex. The record is from RefSeq and is a predicted model, not a curated record.
UGUUUGACGUUUCUGUCGUUGGCAUUCUAACCUCAAUUUUCUGUGAAAUCUUAUUUUCGGUUCAAGACAUAAAAUACUGUUUAUUAAUCUUCGUAUAGUUUAUUAGUGAUUUUGUGUGAUUAAAAGAGGUGCCGAAAAUGGCGCCAAUCGCUAAGAAAACACUAGACGACACGGAUUCCGGGUCGGAUUCGGAUAGUGGCUCCAGUGCAAGCCGCAGCAAGAGCCCUAGCCCUGCUCCGGGAAAAGAAGGAAGCCAUUCAAGAUCAGUGUCUCGAAGCCCAGCUAAAUCAGGAAGUGAAUCUCCUAAAUCAAACCGGUCUGCUCACUCCAGAAGAUCUUCUAAUGCUUCCAGAAGCAAGUCCAACUCACCUGCUCGCUCCAACAGAUCACGCUCAGGAUCUGCUCAAAGCAACAAAUCUGGUUCCUCAAGCCCCAAAUCCAAUGCAUCAGGAAGCCCUAAACAAAGGGCUUCUAGGUCCAGAAGCGGUUCUAGAAGGUCCCGUUCAGGUUCAGCUAGUGCUAGAUCUCGAUCAGGAUCUCCUAAAAGCCGCUCAGCCAGCCCAAAAUCUGGUCCUCACAGUCCCAAAUCUAGAUCACAGAGUCCAAAAUCCAGAUCGCAAAGCCCAAAAUCUCGAUCUCAGAGCCCAAAAUCGAGAUCACAGAGUCCAAAAUCUCAUGCUAAGAGUAGGUCAAGGUCUAAGUCAGCAAGUGCAAGCCCAAAGAGUAGAAAGUCUAGAUCCAGAUCUGGUAGUGCCUCGUCCAGCUCUAAGAGUCCUGUGGCUAGACCUGGCGGGCAGGACAGUAGGUCCAAUUCUCCAGGACUUAUGAUUGAUGAUGCACAGGCUAAGGACAAGUCAAAGAGUCGCUCAAGAUCUGGUUCAAGACAUUCAAGAUCAAAGUCCCGUAGUAAGUCCAAGUCAAAGAGUCGAUCGAGGUCCCGAUCAAAGAGCUCCAAUGCUUCUGAAGCUGAAGUUGGGGACAAAAAGAAGCGCGCAGUUCUAUCAGACUCAGAGAGCGAUGGCGGUACUAAAGCCACUCCAAAACGCAAGAAGGCUGGCUCUGACAGUGGUUCAGAAACUAGUGAUAAGCCUAAGAAGAAGUCGAAGAAACUUGUGGAUUCCGAUGACGAUGAGGAGGGGAAGAAGGAGGAGGGUGAUGGCGUAACUGCUGACGCCCUAUUCGGAGACGCAUCCGACAUCAGCACGGAAGACGAGGGCGGCGCCGACAAGCGGUCCUCCCGCUCUCGGUCGCGCAGUGGGUCGCGGUCGCGCAGCCGCAGCCCGCAGGACGCGCGCCGCUCCGGGGACGAGGGCCGCGCUAGUGGAGACGAGCAAGAGCCUCGUGAUAAACCAGAGGAAGAAGAAGAGGUGGAGAUCCCAGAGACUCGCAUCGAUGUGGACAUGCCCAAGAUCUGGACGGAGUUGGGCAAAGAGCUGCAUUUUGUGAAGCUACCCAAUUUCUUGUCAGUGGAGACUAGGCCUUAUGAUCCCAACACUUAUGAGGAUGAGAUUGAUGAAGAGGAAACUCUUGAUGAGGAAGGUCGGGCUAGGCUAAAACUGAAGGUAGAGAACACAAUGCGCUGGCGCACGGUGUUCGACAAGGAAGGCAACGCGGUGAAGGAGUCCAACGCCCGCAUGGUCAAGUGGUCCGACGGGAGCAUGUCGCUGCAUCUCGGCUCCGAGAUAUUCGAUGUUUAUAAGCAGCCGUUACAUGGCGACCACAACCACCUGUUCGUCCGACAAGGCACAGGUCUUCAAGGCCAGGCCGUCUUCCGCACGAAGCUCUCGUUCAGGCCUCACUCCACGGAGUCGUUCACUCACAGGAAGAUGACGCUCUCGCUAGCUGACCGCUCCACUAAGACUUCGGCUAUUAAGAUACUGUCGCAAGUUGGGGCUGAUCCCGAUGCUGAUAGGAAGUAUCAGCUUAAGAAAGAGGAGAUGGAGCUCCGCGCGGCGAUGCGGUCCCGCGCGUCCACGCGGCCCAAGCGGCGCGGCGCCGGCGCCCGCGCGGGGGCGGGGGCCGCGCGCGACGACUCCGAGGACGAGGGCGGCGUCUCGCUCGCCGCCAUCAAGAACAAGUACAAGCAGGGACAGAAAGCAUCAGCAGGCGCAGCGAUCUACUCAUCAGAAUCAGAUGGUUCUGACGUUGAAACUCGUCGCGCUCGGCGGCUCGACCGCGCUAAGGCGCUCAAAGAUUCUGACGACGAAGGUUCUGACCAUGAGGCAGAUCAGAACACUCCGAGACGCACUUCUAGUGCCAGUGGGUCGGCCAGUGGUAGUGGCAGUGAGUGAUAAGUGCAUGACAAUGAUUGCCCAGUGUAAAGUUUAGUGUAUUUCGACCAUGAUGGCCCAGUGAGGUGAGGUUUUGUGUUGCAAGAUUUAUAUAGUGUGUCUGUUAUUGGAAUGUGAC